Striga asiatica is the source of this 1466-nucleotide messenger RNA. NCBI's taxonomy places the organism in Eukaryota, Viridiplantae, Streptophyta, Magnoliopsida, Lamiales, Orobanchaceae. The record is from the annotation of a GenBank genome assembly.
UAUUUACUUGGCAAUAAUAUGCAAAGUUUGUUGUGAGAGCAGAAAUGGUAGAGAGGGAAAUCUCUUUCGUUAUUGUCUUCCUUGUUUAUAUAUUUGUGCUGCUACCUGCAAUUUCUACUGUCAACUCCUCCAUUAAUGGAGAACAAGUUGAAAUCAAGAGCUCCGAUUUUCCUGAUGCGUUUCUCUUUGGAGCUGCUACUUCUGCGUAUCAAGUAAUUGAAGGAGGAUUCAUGGAAGAUGGUAAGAGUCUAAGCAACUGGGAUGUUUUCUGCCGGCUUCAAGGGGUAAAUUUUGAAUUUGGAUGUCUGGGAGAGUUGUCAGGUAGCAUUGCAGAUGGGACCAAUGGCGACAUAGCUGAUGAUCAUUACCAUCGCUACAUGGAAGACAUUGAUAUAAUGCAUUCACUUGGUUUGACAGCUUACCGGUUCUCGAUCUCAUGGAGUAGAAUUCUUCCUAGAGGAAGAUUUGGUGGGGUUAACCUUGUUGGUAUUGCCUUCUAUAACAAGAUUAUCGAUAAUCUCCUACUUAAAGGUAUCGAGCCUUUUGUGACGAUUUUCCAUAAUGAGUAUCCUCAAGAACUUGAAGACAGAUUAGGAGGCUGGCUCAGUCCUCUAAUGCAGUUAAGAUAUCCCUUUUUUAGUUAUCCGGAUCAUUUUGAUGUGCUACAAAAUAACAGGGAAGAAUUUGUUCAUUUUGCCAAAACCUGUUUCGAAUACUUUUCUGAUCGGGUCACAUAUUGGAUCACAAUUAACGAGCCCAAUUUAUUCGCGGAAAAUUCGUACGAGAGGGCAAAAUACCCACCUGCUCGUUGUUCGCCUCCUUUUGGUGACUGUCCAUAUGGGAAUUCUGAUAUUGAGCCUUUGAUUGUGGUGCACAAUUUGUUACUGGGCCAUGCAAAAGCUGCUAAGCUGUAUCGAGAGCAAUACAAGGCAAGUACAAAUGACUUUGAAUUGAUGCAGCACAAAGUAAAUGGUGUAAUGAGCAUCUCUGUCUGUGCAUUUAUGUACGUACCUUUGAGAGAUGAGGAGGCCGAUAAGGAAGCUGCUAACAGGGCCUUGGCUUUUAAUACAGGAAUGCCUCGGUUUUUUGUGGUUCCGAGAGGCAUGGAAGAUAUUGUUGCCUAUGUUAGGGAGAGAUACCAAAACAAGCCGAUGAUUAUCACAGAAAAUGGGUAUUCUUCCCCAACUAAUGAGGAUAACAUCUACCAGCACGACAUGAAAAGAAUUAAUUAUCAUCAGUCAUAUCUUCAAUAUCUCGCUCGUGCCAUAAGGAAAGGGGCUGAUGUCCGUGGCUAUUUGAUAUGGAGUUUGAUGGACAAUUUUGAAUGGUCGAGUGGAUAUGACAUCAAGUUCGGGUUAUAUCAUGUGGAUCGUCAAACGCUAAAGAGGAGCCCGAAAAUGUCGGCCACUUGGUAUAGAGAUUUCUUGAGCAAUGCUACUACAGCUUCAGUUAAAACUGCGAAAUGA